CUACGCUGCAAAUAGUAGGUGUGGUCUAGAUAACAAAAUAACUUAUUAGGAUAUGAAUCCCUGUAUAUAAUCAUCUCCCCAUUACAUAAUCACUACACACUCUCUUUUUCUUUCUUUGUUCUUGUAAAGAAACAAGUCAUGGGCAAAAACUCGAGUAACGGGUAUGGAGACGAACCCGAGUUGAUGAAGAAGAUGAUCACAGGAACAGUAGUAUUAAUGAAGAAAAAUGUGCUUGAUGUUAAUGAUUUUGGUGCUUCCUUUCUUGAUCGUGUUUAUGAGCUCUUUGGCAAACGUGUCUCUAUUCAACUCAUAAGUUCUACUCAUUGUGAUCCGUCAAAUGGAGUGAAUGGGAAGAUUGGAAAAGAAGCGUAUAUCGAAGAUUGGGUGACGAAGAAGACACCCGUGGCUGCAGGGGAAGCGUCUUUCUCGGUGACAUUCGAGUGGGAAGAAUCAAUGGGAAUGCCUGGUGCAUUGAUGAUAAAGAACCAUCACCAUAGUCAGUUUUACCUCAAGACGGUAACAUUAGAGAAUGUUCCGGCGGGUCAUGGAGCCAUCCAUUUUGAUUGCAAUUCAUGGGUCUACCCGACUCAUCGUUACAACUACAACCGUAUCUUCUUCGCUAACAAGACAUAUUUACCUUCUACCACACCCGAACCACUGCGACAUUAUAGAGAGCAAGAACUCGUAAAUCUUAGAGGAACCGGUUCAGGAGAGCUCAAGGAAUGGGACAGGGUUUAUGACUAUGCUUACUAUAAUGAUUUGGGUCUCCCAGAUAAGGGUCAGGCCAAAGCCCGGCCUGUUCUUGGUGGAAACCCAAAGUAUCCAUAUCCAAGAAGAGGAAGAACUGGCCGAAAGCCAACCAAAAAAGAUCCAGAGAGCGAAAGCAGAUUGUGCCCUCUAAGUCUAGAUAUUUAUGUGCCACGUGAUGAACGUUUCACUCAUAUCAAGUUCUCCGAUUUCUUAGGUUAUGCAGCCAAAUCCAUAGGCCAAGUGGUUCGUCAUGAGAUUAAGGCCAUAUUUGAUAGGACUCCAAAUGAGUUUGAUUCGUUUAAUGAUGUGUUGAAGCUUUACCAAAGUAAGUUGAAUCUCCCAAAACAGAAAGUUGGCAAACUUAGAAAACAUUUUCAUUUGGAGCUGAUCAAAGAACUCUUACGUUCUGAUGGCGAGCGCCAUCUUAAAUUUCCAAAGCCGGAUGUUAUCAAUGAGAACAACACAGCUUGGCGAACAGAUGAAGAAUUUGGAAGAGAAAUGCUUGCCGGAGUUAACCCUGUGGUCAUUCGUCGACUUGAAGAGUUUCCACCAGCUAGCAAGCUAGAUCUGGCAAAAUAUGGCAACCAAACAAGCUCAAUGACAAAAGAAGACCUUGAACCAAACAUGAACGGACUCACAGUAGAACAAGCUUUGGACAGUAAAAAACUGUUCAUCCUGGAUCACCACGAUGCAUUGAUGCCGUAUUUAAAAAUAAUCAACACUACAGCUUCUAAGAUAUAUGCAACCCGAACAGUUCUCUUGCUACAAGAUGAUGGCACACUCAAGCCACUAGCUAUCGAGUUGAGCUUGCCAAAGACUGAGCCCAACAGCAAGGGUUGCACCAGCGAGGUCUAUACUCCUCCUUGUAUUUCUUGUGAGGAUGACGUUGAAGGCACCAUAUGGCAGUUAGCCAAAGCUUAUGUUGCAGUCAAUGACUCUGGAUAUCAUCAACUUAUUAGCCACUGGCUGAAUACUCAUGCAGUGAUAGAACCAUUUAUAAUUGCUACAAAUCGACAACUGAGUGUGCUUCAUCCGAUACACAAGCUACUAAAACCACAUUUUCGUGAUACAAUGAACAUAAAUGCUUUAGGUAGACAAAUCCUAAUCAAUGCUGGGGGUGUACUUGAGAUGACUGUGUUUCCAGCUGAAUACUCCAUGGAAUUGUCUGCUGUUAUUUAUAAGAAUUGGGUCUUUACCGAGCAGGCUCUGCCUGCUGAUCUAUUAAAGAGGGGUGUAGCUGUCAAGGAUGCAAGCCAACCCCAUGGGCUAAAACUGCUCAUAGAAGACUACCCAUAUGCAGUUGAUGGGCUAGAGAUUUGGUCAGCAAUCCAAACAUGGGUUAAUGACUAUUGUUGUGUAUAUUAUGACUCGGAUGAAACAGUUAAAGUCGAUUCUGAACUCCAAUCAUGGUGGAUGGAGUUAAGAACCGAGGGUCACGGUGACAAGAAAGACGAGCCAUGGUGGCCUCAAAUGCAAACACGAGCUGAGCUAAUUGAGUCAUGCACCACCAUCAUAUGGGUGGCAUCAGCUCUCCAUGCAGCAGUAAAUUUUGCUGUUAAGGACGUUUAUCUUAAGUCUCGCAAUACUCUAUUCAACACGAAACCUAACUUGAAACCUACAUCCAGCUUAGGAUUUUGA
Messenger RNA from Erigeron canadensis, 2388 nucleotides. RefSeq names its product probable linoleate 9S-lipoxygenase 5. The transcript is spliced from 8 exons. The record is from RefSeq and is a predicted model, not a curated record. Gene Ontology annotation, biological process: lipid oxidation. Bases 139 to 2388 code for a protein of 749 amino acids. Gene Ontology annotation, molecular function: protein binding; oxidoreductase activity, acting on single donors with incorporation of molecular oxygen, incorporation of two atoms of oxygen; metal ion binding. NCBI's taxonomy places the organism in Eukaryota, Viridiplantae, Streptophyta, Magnoliopsida, Asterales, Asteraceae.